AUGUUGGAGUCGCUGUUGGCCCUUGGUGGCCUGGUGCUGCUUCGGGAUUCCGUGGAGUGGGAGGGGCGUAGUCUCCUGAAGGCGCUUGUCAAGAAAUCGGCGUUGUGUGGGGAGCAAGUCCAUGUCCUGGGCUGUGAAGUGAGCGAAGAAGAGUUUCGUGAAGGUUUUGACUCCAGUAUCAACAGCCGACUGGUUUACCAUGAUCUCUUUAGAGACCCUCUCAGCUGGUCAAAACCAGGGAAAGCCCUUCCUGGCGGGCCCUUGGAAGCCUUGAGGGCCCUGGACAAGAGGACAAGUUCUGGCCCUGCCACCAUUGCUCUUGAUUCCCUCAGCUGGUUGCUGCAUCACCUUCCCUGCCCCACACUCUGCCAGACCCUGCAUGCGCUGAGCCGUCAGGACUCCUGCCCUGGUGAUAGCCCCCCAGGUGAGCAGGUGCGUGUGCUGGGCCUGCUGCAUGAAGAGCUUCAUGGCCCAGGCCCUUUGGGAGCAUUGAGCAGCCUUGCUCAGACCGAGGUGACCCUGAGCGGUACGAUGGGCCAGGCAUCGGCUCACAUCCUCUAUCGGAGGCCAAGACAGCGCCCCACCCACCAGACUCAGUGGUUCUCCAUCCUUCCUGACUUCAGCUUGGAGCUCCAAGUGGAGCCGCCACUGGAAUCCCAGCCCCGCUCAGAUCCUCAUACUCCCUCGGUGGACCCCACUACUCAUUUGACUUUUAACCUUCAUCUGUCCAAGAAGGAGAGAGAAGUCAAAGAUAGCCUGACUCUGCCCUUCCAGUUCAGCUCGGAAAAACAGCAGGCUCUACUGCGCCCUGGGCUGAGCCAGGCUACCAGCCACAUCUUCUAUGAGCCAGAUGCUUAUGAUGACCUGGAUCAAGAAGACCCAGAUGAUGACCUAGAUGUUUGA
Rangifer tarandus platyrhynchus (Svalbard reindeer) is the source of this 903-nucleotide messenger RNA. Lineage: Eukaryota; Metazoa; Chordata; Mammalia; Artiodactyla; Cervidae. The record is from the annotation of a GenBank genome assembly.